Molecule: messenger RNA, 1562 nt
Organism: Hyposmocoma kahamanoa
Lineage: Eukaryota; Metazoa; Arthropoda; Insecta; Lepidoptera; Cosmopterigidae
Product: alpha-ketoglutarate-dependent dioxygenase alkB homolog 4
Exons: 2
Coding region: 83-1108 (341 amino acids)
Biological process (GO): oxidative demethylation
Molecular function (GO): oxidoreductase activity; demethylase activity
Source: RefSeq, a predicted model, not a curated record
AUUGAAUUGGUGUGCCGAUUGAGACAAUAUUUGUUUAAUACAGUUUUCACAUUUCUUGAACAUAUAUACGUACUGUAUAAUAAUGACAAAACCUCGUCCAUGUGGCUGCAAAGGUUGCAGAACCUGUCUUAUCUGUGAAACACAGUACGGCGCCGAUAAACACAAACUUCAGCUGGACUUCGACAAAUCCAAAGGAUAUGUUUACUGCCCAUAUUGUGACAAAGCCUGGAAGGGUUGGACGAUGGAUAGUUAUAAAGAACAUCCUAACCAUCAAGGUGAAGCUAUUGAUUAUCCCGGUGUGUAUAUAGAGCUGGAUUUUAUCACCGAAGAAGAAGAAUUAAGUUUUUUAAAGCAAAUUGAUGAAAUUCCAUGGGAUAUUUCUCAGAGCGGUCGUCGUAAGCAGAAUUUCGGUCCUAAAACUAAUUUCAAAAAGAAAAAAGUAGUAACUGGCAAAUUUGAUGGCUUUCCCGCGUUUUCGAAAUUCAUACAAGACAGAUUUCAAAACGUAGACAUUCUUAAAAGCUAUGAAACUAUCGAACAAUGUUCAUUAGAGUAUGACCCAAGUAAGGGCGCAUCUAUAGACCCUCAUAUUGAUGAUUGCUGGAUUUGGGGCGAGCGGAUAGUGACAGUCAAUUGUUUAUCAGACUCUGUACUCACCAUGACUCCCUACGAAGGAGAUACAAAGAAAUACAACUUAGAUUGUGCAGACUAUUAUAGCUCUGUAUUAAAUACAUAUAACAAUAUUAUCGUAGAUAACAUAGAGACAAAUAGUGCUUUAGAAGCAUGUCGACCAAAACAGAAAAUUGAUGCUAUAUUAAGGAUACCAAUGCCAAGACGAUCACUCUUAGUUAUCUAUGGGGAACCUCGCUACCACUGGGAACACUGUGUUUUACGGGAAGACAUCAUAUCAAGAAGAGUAUGCAUAGCAUAUAGAGAGUUUACUCCACCAUACUUAAAAAAUGGAGUUCAUGAAGGCAUAGGUGACGAGAUAAGGGAAAGAGGUAAACAGUUUUGGGAUCAUAUAAGUAAGUAUGAUCUAAAAACACAUGUCUCUGACUCAAGUCAUAUGGUUAGUCAGAUUUUGGAUUUGCCACAUCAUUUUGUGUGAUAUUUAAGACUUGUUGUGUCUGCAACUCGCCGUCUAGGUCCUUACCCAUGCACACUCUGCAUAGAGCUGUCUGUAAAUUGCAAAAGUAUUUAUUAUAUAGACCUUCUGAAUCCAGUUACCGGUCCCCUUGGAUAGCAGCAUGGGACAUGGGAUAUUAUAUACAGUAGGCACUGGAAUGUGGCUUUGUUAUGGUACCAUAGUUUUCGGGAUCUGUCAGUAUAAAUGGGUUCAUCACGACACUGUGUGGUUGGCACGAAAACUGAUGUAUUUGUUUAAAAAAGCAAGUGAUGUGAAUACUAGAGUCUGCAGAAACCCGCACAGACUUCUACUUGACAAUAUUCCUAUAACUGCUAAAUACAGUAAAAGUUGUUUAAAAGUAUGUGUUGAACUAUAUAAUAAAAUACCACUUGAGAUUAAACUAUUACACUUAAGUUUAUUUUGAAUGAAGUUGUAC